Messenger RNA from Brienomyrus brachyistius, 2023 nucleotides. RefSeq names its product potassium voltage-gated channel interacting protein 4a (gene kcnip4a). Bases 528 to 1175 code for a protein of 215 amino acids. Gene Ontology annotation, molecular function: calcium ion binding; potassium channel regulator activity. Gene Ontology annotation, biological process: regulation of potassium ion transmembrane transport. The transcript has 8 exons. Gene Ontology annotation, cellular component: voltage-gated potassium channel complex. Lineage: Eukaryota; Metazoa; Chordata; Actinopteri; Osteoglossiformes; Mormyridae. The record is from RefSeq and is a predicted model, not a curated record.
ACGUUUAUCACAGUCCUCUCUCGUUCUCCUCUCUCUCGCUCCCUUUCUCUCUUGCUCUCUCGCUCAGGCUCUCUCUCUCCCGCUUUUUCCCUCCCCGAGAGGGACUAUAUGUUGAGAGAGUAGUGGGUUCGGCCGUGGAAAAGGAAUACAAAUCUAGGUGCUCACUGGUAUAAUAAGGGGAACCCUUACAGACCAACUCUGCUGGUCCGGGGGAGCAAGCGCUGCUAUUGACAUUCUGAGAGGCUCGGCGACUGGAUUCCUCUAUACGCACUCCACAGGGCUGGGACACACACAAAGAAAGGACUCUCCUGUUUCUUUGGAGGACUGGAGUUUCCAAGCAGCCGGGAACGUGAGAUAGGGCAAGAGAAGAUUCUCAAGGUUUGCUGCCCGAGAAGCAGACAGUAGACCGUUAAUGUCUCCAAAGACUGCCCACCCAAGACCCUGAGUUACGGGACACAGGAGGGACCCAGAAAUUAAUCAGAUAAACCCACAACAGUAGACCUCUGACGACCACAGAGAGGAGAAUUAUGGGAGCGCUCAUGGUUAUCUUCUCCCUGCAGCCUAAACAGCGGAACAAGAGAAAAGACAGCGUGGAAGAUGAGUUGGAGAUGUCCACGGUGCGCCACCGGCCCGAGGGCCUGGAGCAGCUGGAGGCUCAGACCAAGUUCUCCAGGAAGGAGCUGCAGAUCCUGUACCGAGGCUUCAAAAACGAGUGCCCGAGCGGAGUCGUCAAUGAAGACACAUUCAAAGACAUCUACUCUCAGUUUUUCCCACAGGGAGAUGCGUCCACUUACGCCCACUUCCUGUUUAAUGCCUUUGACACGGAUCACAAUGGCUCUGUGAGUUUUGAGGACUUCGUCAUGGGCCUGUCUAUACUGUUGCGAGGGUCUGUCCAAGAAAAGCUGAACUGGGCAUUUAAUUUGUACGAUAUCAAUAAAGAUGGAUACAUAACUAAAGAGGAAAUGCUUGACAUUAUGAAAUCUAUUUACGACAUGAUGGGGAAAUGUACAUAUCCGAUUCUCAAAGAGGAAACUCCUAGACAGCACGUGGAAAUUUUCUUUCAGAAAAUGGACAAAAACAAAGAUGGGGUCGUCACCAUAGAUGAGUUUAUCGACUGCUGCCAAAAUGAUGAAAAUAUAAUGCGGUCAAUGCAGCUCUUUGAAAAUGUCAUUUAGAAGUGGAGGAGUGUCCUGGACUCUCUCAGAGGUCACAUCCUCCUCCUUCAGGACAGCCUCUGAGAGGGACCUUUAAUUCCAUUCUGUGUGAUGUCACCACCUUUCACCGGGGUGCGUUCUGUGUGUGGGAGAAUUAUGCAAAAUAAGUUUAUUUCAUUCUACAGCUCCCAUGAUUUAAAUCCCGAAUAAGGUUUUAUUAUUAUUAUUAUUAUUAUUAUUAUUAUUGUUUCCUGUUUGAUAGUCUACAUUUCUUGUUUCUUGUUUUGUGUUGUAGAAAUGGGGGGGGGGGGGGGAAUAACAUCCGGAUUCUUUUACAUGUAAAAGCAAGCAUUUCAGCUGGCUGCUGGUCACUGGUCAUCGAGGUCCAGUUUGGUCGGCCUGAUAUCCAUGUCUCUUUGCGUUUGUGUCAUGCUGGUAUGGCCUCCCUUUGGAGAGAUUAUGUCAUUCUGUUAAAUUUGUGUUUUUGGGACUGUAUGCGCUCACUUUUGUGCCCCUUCAUCGACGUGCGAGUGUCACAGGACACCACCGCUGUUUGUUACGAGGAACUGCAUUCUACCACGCUACUACAGCUGAGACAGAUGAUGAGUGUUGCCUUAGGAUUCUCCCAGAAUGUUGCCGUCUAGCGGUGCCUGUGCUCCCUCUGUGUGCUAUAUGUUCAUUAAUGCUUCUGCGUCGCUUUUAAACUCUGGAAUGACCAUGAGCCGCUCCGUCAGCCCGACACGGCAGAAGCAUGCUCGAUCAAACUUGAAAUCUCAUGUCUGACGAAAUGCUCCAGUGUGGACAAAGAGUCCGUUGGAACACUUUUUCUACAGCUGUAGAUACUGAAUAAAUGAAGUUGCAGACGCGUU